AUGACAUCCAGCAAAGAGGUCAGGUCAGGUCAGAUUUUUUUCGAUGCAUGCACCCUCAACCCAGCGGCACCGUAUUGGAGCCAGCUCCUGUUCCCGUCAACAUCUCUUUCAGAUCGUGAACCGAACUGCAAAAAAGAAGACAAAUCCGGAACCGGGAAUAUCGGGCGCAAGCCUCGAACCCGAGUACUACUUCAAGACUUCCGGAUCUCGGGCCUUACGUCCGAGGAUCCAUCCCAAGCAAUAGAGAAGAGUUGUAUGAAGGCGGAGGUGGACAAUGUCACAGUGUGGUACACUAACGCCUGCAGUGUUAGGGGAAAAUGGGGAGAGUUGGCAACGCGCACCCAAAACUCGGUGAUAAUAGCCAUCACUGAAACUUGGAUGCGACAUGAGCAAGACGUAGAGAAGCCCAGAGACUACUCGGCUUAUAGGCAAGAUAGAGUGAACGGCAGACAAGGCGGAGGAGUAUUCCUGCUGGUCAAAGCCGCUUACACUCAAUGGGACUCACCAGUAAAACUGGCAACACCUAAUAUUCAAGCCAGGGUGUGUAGUAUCCUCUUGGGAAGACGACCGUUAGGAGUGCUAAUAGUCUAUCGCGCACCCCAGGCGGAACCCACAGAAGUUAUGGAACUACUUGCUACAUUGCAGGAAUUUAUAUCGAAGACCCAAAGGAUCUUAAUUCUGGGUGAUUUCAAUCUUCCGGAGAUCUGUUGGGUAGAUGGAGAGGCUCCCGUCGGGACAAAGGGAGAAAGCUUUCUAACAUGGCUAUAUGAGCAUGCGCUCAUUCAGCAUAUCAUGCGGGCCACGAGGUUUCGUAACCAACAGAGGGCCUCCGCCCUGGACUUAGUUAAAACGCGGUAUUUAUCGGACACAAGUGAGGUAGCAGUGGAGAAUCCACUGGGAUUAAAAUUUGUAUUCAUAAAGCUUCCGAAGGUAGUCAUCAACUACGAGGACUAUCAAAGAUUCUGUCCUCCUCCCGCUCAUUUCGCGCUCGAUUACCCAUUUUGCCGCUAUAAAUCUCGGCGUCAACAGCAUGGAUGCAGACUGUUGUGCGGCUGUGCUGUUGGAUGA
Messenger RNA from Echinostoma caproni, 1068 nucleotides. NCBI's taxonomy places the organism in Eukaryota, Metazoa, Platyhelminthes, Trematoda, Plagiorchiida, Echinostomatidae. The record is from the annotation of a GenBank genome assembly.